GUGCUGUGACAAGAGAUUGUGGACAAAGAUAGAUUUGAGCAGGUGCAAGUCCAUCACCCCCCAAGCGUUGAGCGGCAUCAUCAAAAGACAGCCGGUCAGCCUUGACCUCAGCUGGACCAAUAUCUCCAAAAAACAGCUCACGUGGCUCGUCAACAGGCUGCCAGGCCUGAAAGACCUCAUCUUAGCGGGCUGUUCCUGGUCUGCGGUCUGUGCUCUCAGUACCUCCAGCUGCCCCCUUCUCAGGACCCUCGAUCUUCGGUGGGCAGUAGGAAUCAAGGACCCUCAGAUCCGGGAUUUACUCACGCCUCCAACAGACAAACCCAGUCAGGACAAUCGCAGCAAACUCCGCAACAUGAUCGAUUUCCGGCUCGCCGGCCUGGACAUCACCGACGCCACGCUGCGGCUGAUCAUCCGCCAUAUGCCCCUGCUCUCCCGCCUCGACCUCAGCCACUGCAACCACCUUACGGACCAGUCAGCCAACCUCCUCACGGCCGUGGGCUCUUCCACGCGCAACUCCCUCACCGAGCUCAACAUGGCAG
Pterocles gutturalis (yellow-throated sandgrouse) is the source of this 539-nucleotide messenger RNA. RefSeq names its product lysine-specific demethylase 2A-like. Lineage: Eukaryota; Metazoa; Chordata; Aves; Pterocliformes; Pteroclidae. Gene Ontology annotation, molecular function: transcription coregulator activity; protein binding; histone demethylase activity. Gene Ontology annotation, biological process: protein demethylation; regulation of transcription by RNA polymerase II. The transcript is spliced from 3 exons. The record is from RefSeq and is a predicted model, not a curated record. The annotation marks the transcript as partial.